GCUCGCCCGCCGUACGUCCCGCGCGCCGCCAUGCCAGACCCCUUUGCCGCCGCCGCUUUCAGGCGGUCGUCCCGUCGCCCCUGGGUGCUCACCGACUCGAAGUGCCACAUCGGCGACCGCGACAACGCAACAACCGCCCACGGCGUCACGAGCCAAAGCGGCGACAUCAAGGUGACCUUCGAGCUCGCGGACCCGCCCGGCGUCUCUCGCUGCUUCGUGCACUGCCCCGGUCUGGCGGAUGGCUGCUACGGCGGAGAUCCCCUGGUUCUGAGCUCGGCGGACGCGUUCGUGCUUCUCGUCGUCCCCUUCACCGAAGGCUCCAGGCGCAGGGAGUACAAGGAUUUCUUCGUCUACAGGGCAGGUCCAGGGGCUCCAUCGCUCAGCCUUCUCCCCGCCCCCUACCGCUACCCUGACUACAUCAGGCUGACCGGCGUCGUGCCCCUCGGCGGCUCCGAUCUCAACAGCAAAGACUACGCCGUGGUCUUCCCCCUCGUCUGGCGAUCGCGACACACCAAAGACUCUACCAGCAGGAAGUGCAUCGAUCUCCGCGUGUAUUGCUCCGAUAACUCUGCGUCGCCGUGGCGCUACACCUACAAGAUGGCCAGCAUCGCCAUGGACACCAAGAUAUACCAACAUCACGAAGUGAUGUGGCACCAAGGCACCAGAGUGAUCUUCGCCGGGGCAGGAACACUUGGCUGGGUCAAUCAUUGGCAUGGCAUUCUGCUAUGCAACGUGCUGGACAACAAUCCGGUCAUGUGUUUGAUCCAAUGGCCCGUUCCGAUCCCUUGCGAUCUGGUGUCGCGGUUUGGCAUAGGAGUCGAUGAUAUCUACCCCCGUCUGUUCCGUGUAGUCGCUAUAAGCAAUGGUGUGAUCAGGUUCGUCGAGCUGAAAUCUUGUGGGUGUACUGAUACCAUGGACGGUCACCACAUGGAAUUGGGACAUCCGCUCAAAGAAGUGGCACAAGAGGUUCACUGUCAAGGCUGAUAACGUGCCUGUCACUGGUUCAUGUUUCCCUAAGGUAUCAGGUGGCAAGAGGUUGAGCUGGGACAAGGUGGUUCACGGUGGGCCCACUCUUAGCUUGUGUGACGAUGAUGUUGUCUACAUCAUGGCUAGACUGGACAUCCGGCCGCCGGUUGCAUGGAUGCUUGCCAUUAACAUUAGAGAGGAAACACUGGAGGCGGCCAAGCAGUGUUCUGCUGAGAAGAUGCUCGGUCUUGAACCGACUUAUGUUCAGUGUGCCUUGUCCAACUACAUCAAGCAGUGGAGAAGGUGAUGAGGAAGGGGACACUGGAGAAAACACUUAUCUUGUCUACUGUUGUUGUUAAUCUUGUUAUGUCAGGUUGUUUUCCUUACUCUGAAUAUCUGAAUAAUGGCUAGAGACACGCUGUCUUCGUGCAGCGGCAGAAUAGGUCUGGGAUUUUACCCUUUUCUGUUUUGUUUGUUCCUGGCCACAAACAGUUCGUGGGAUGGCACGGGAUCAAUGGAUCUUUCGCAGCCAGUUUGUCAUUUUCGUGUAUAAAAGGAAGAAAGCAAAAAUGAUGCAGGUUGAACGCGUCGCAAAAA
This is a messenger RNA of Aegilops tauschii subsp. strangulata, 1563 nucleotides long. RefSeq lists its product as uncharacterized. Lineage: Eukaryota; Viridiplantae; Streptophyta; Magnoliopsida; Poales; Poaceae. The record is from RefSeq and is a predicted model, not a curated record.